Molecule: messenger RNA, 1701 nt
Organism: Hibiscus syriacus
Lineage: Eukaryota; Viridiplantae; Streptophyta; Magnoliopsida; Malvales; Malvaceae
Exons: 5
Coding region: 417-1454 (345 amino acids)
Source: RefSeq, a predicted model, not a curated record
GCAGGUGAGGCGAAUUUGCGGAAAUUGACAAGUUUAAAGUCGUACCUGCAAGAACCAACAACAUAUAACACAAAAUGAAAGGGGAAAACAUUAUAUGAGUCUUUCUUUGCACAAUUUGUCUUGUUUUUUUAUUAUGUCUUUAUGUUCAAAAUGAACCCUAUAAGGGACCCAAGUUCCAUAUUCGCAUUCCUUAAUGCGUCAGUUAAAAAAGUUCCCACAGGAUUCUCUCCCCCACCCUCUCUUUAUUUAUUUCGCUCCCUUUUAUUCUUUUCAGUGUUCAUGUGUGAUAGAUCAGGUAAUAGUUGUAUCUUGUCGAACCAGCGACAUCCAUAAUAGCAGAUCAUCAACCCACUCACCUGAUUUUUUAUUUUCCAGUAUCCACUUUAAAGUGAAAAGCUUUGUAGUUUCGUUUAAUGAUGACUGUUGACCUACACAACCGUGAGUUAUUGCUUCCUUCUCAGCUUUACAAUCCUCAAGAAGAUCACCUCGGAUCCGAGUUGAGUUCACCUAUUGGGUCUGAUCGGCUGUGUUCUAGCUCCACAGAGAGCAGCCGGGAGGAGGAAGAAGAAGAAGACGAUUACAUUGGUGAGUUGACUCGACAGAUGGCUCAGUACAUGCUUCCUGAUGAAGAUAAAGUUGGAAAGCCAUGGGAUUUGCCUGGUUCACCAGAAUCAACGCUGUGGUCACAGUUUGGCUCGAACCUUAAUAGUCCUGUUGGACCAUCUAGGGAGCCAUCUCCUCCAUUGACACCCAUGGUUGAGAAUUUUGAAAAGAUGAAGAUAAAUGAAGAAACAGCAAGAUAUAACCAGGGUGAGCCAUUUUCAACUACAUCCAAUUCAAUACAAGUUUCUGGAGGAAACCUGAAUGCAAAGAAAUCCCUUAUCGAUGAUCAAAUAAGAGCAAUCCAAUUCUACAGGCUUAAACAAGAGCAAGCUAUGAAGCAAACGGAACAGAAGUUGCAAAAGCCGAGAACUAAGCAUUACCAUCAAGGCAGAGGAAGAGUUCUUGGUGGGUUCAACAAUGGCCAUAAAGCUGCCCCUAACUCUAAUAAUCCCUGGUAUAAUCUGCCCCAGCCGCAACAACUACAACAGGGCAACCAACAGACCGGUUCACACAUGAGGGCGGUUUUCCUCAAUGCAUCCGGUUCAAGAAGUGGUUCUAGUGGAACCGGGGUUUUCUUGCCUCGUGGAAUAGGAGGAAACCCUACCGAGUCACGCAAGAAACAAGGAUGUGCCACAGUUCUGAUUCCAGCAAGAGUAGUUCAGGCACUGAAGCUCCACUUUGAGAAAACAGGUGUUCCAACAAGGUCCAACAAUAGUGGUUUCCCUCCACAACACGAUGCUUGCGGAAGUGGGAGGAAUCAUAACAAGCAUUCACUGCACAAGGGCCCGUCCAAGGCAGCGCCGGCUAUGAACCUUCAAGAAAUGUGUCUACCUCAAGAAUGGACAUAUUAAUGCAAACAACCACCCACAUGGGGUUGUUUGUUUUCCAUCAAUUCAAGCUUUAGAUUGUAUUUCAAGGCAGAAUAAAAGAAAUAAAGACAGACAGUGGUCAAAAAAUAUUUGGAAUCUAGGGUUAAGUUUGUAUAUGUAUUGAUUUGUUUUCUUUCUUUCUUUCGGCCUUUAGCCCUUGUUUCAAAGGGUUCAACUUAGAUGGGAAAAUUAAAAUAAAUUUGCUAUGAAAAUGAUGGGUACAGUAUCU